Molecule: messenger RNA, 4438 nt
Organism: Bursaphelenchus okinawaensis
Lineage: Eukaryota; Metazoa; Nematoda; Chromadorea; Rhabditida; Aphelenchoididae
Source: the annotation of a GenBank genome assembly
AUGAGUCUAACGUUGUUAAGUGACAGAUACGAGAGUGAAUAUCCAAGUUUGGUUAGGGAGGUUCUUGAUCAUGGUAAGCGAAUGUAUUUUUAAUAUUAUUGUGUGUUUAGCAUCUUCUGACACUCCGAUAGUGGCAUGUUUGUGUGAAGGAGGGUACUGUGGACUGCUCUGUCACAAAGUUCUUUUUGUUUGGAAUUUUGAUACUGUUGUAAGUUUUUACAUUUUAAAAAAGUUUUUUUUGGUUUAUACUGUGUUUUUGUGAAUAAUUUUUACUAUUUAUAACGUUAUUUUUAGGUUGAUGAACUACCUCAUGCUUUCCGGCUGUCUUUACCGUCUACUGGCCUGCAAUAUAAAGCUAAAAAUGUUUGUUUCUACAAGCAAAGUGGCAAGAAGAUGCCUUCUAUAUUAGCUGUAAGCCCUGAGGGAUGUAUUAGACAUUGGUCAGAGAUUGGAAAGCCACACAAAGACUUUAAUGUUGAUCUACAAAAUGAAGUUGCUCAUUCUAUUGUCUUAUUUGAAGCUAAAAGUAAGUUUAUUAAGGUAAUCUGAAUUGUAAUAUUUCCAGUUUAUUUAAAGCUUUAAACUAAAAAUACCUAAUCUUAUUCAGAUCAUGUUCAUCGUUUUAUCUUCUCUACAACAACAUCAACCUUCUUCUUGGUGGAAGUGUUUCACGAUGGCAGAAAAGCCGAGCAUGUUGUAGUACGCCCUUUGGAGAUGAACACUCAUGUUGGUAUUGGAAAGAGAAUGAGCUUGAUGUUGUUUGGCAACCCUUCUAUGGACAGAGAAACGUAUGUAUUGUUUUAUGCAGUCCAGAGUUUUUGAAUAUGUAUGUAAUUGAUAAGUGUUAUAUGUAUAUGAACAUGUGUUGGACGUAUAAUUUAUGUUGUUUUAGAGUUGUAAAAGUAGUAUCUUUGAGUGGACGUUGUGACCUCAACAAUGCUGAUCUUAUGGUUGUCUUUCACAGAGUUAUCAGAUUUUACUCUGUAGCUCAAUCUACUCAUUUAUUUGCGAUCGAAACUCAUGAAUUGAUCUCAAGGGCGUUUGAGAAACAGGUAAAGACGAACUUUUAAGUUUUUGUAUAAUUUUUUUGAAAGUUUUUUUGGAGCUCAAAGUUUGUAUCAGUUAUUAAUGUUUAAAUUUGUAUCGUUACAUAAUUUUUAGGGUUUAAACAGUGAAAAUGUUAAGCACCACUUACUAGACACGGUACCUUAUGAAGGAGGAUUUCUGGUUUUGGUUGCGAUUAACAAUGUCACUUAUGAUUGUCUGGAUUUCUACUUAGGUAUGUUUUUCUUUAGUUGAUGUAUUUACGGUUGAAAAUAACGUAUAAUUAAGGUAUUUUUAGGUUACAUUACUAGUGAAACCAAGCGGACGAAAGAGUUUGUGGCACUUAACAAACUGAAUAUCCCAAACCGAUACAGUAUUCAGGUAUGUUUGGGGAAAAUUUUGCUUAUGACAAAGACAUGUUAUAAGACUUAUAUGAUAUGUAAAAUGAUUGGAUCUUGCAAUGCUACUACUUAUUGUUUAUUGUAUCUUCAUAAUAAAAUUGUAUUUAAGCGCAAUAUUACUGUACUUUUAGAUUCCACUUCACUCAGUAGCACUGCCGACUGUUCGUCUCCACACUCCAGAAUCUUCAGAAUGUGUCAUUGUCUUUAAUAGGUUCAUUUCGGUAGUUAAGGAUCCAAAAGAAGAAGAUGCUGAGAAUGUGGUAACCGAGGGAAUUGAUGAAAGAAUUGUGGGGUCGGAGACUAUGGACAAUCUUUGUCAUAUCGUACUGAAAGAUUCUGGAGUUUGUGCUUUGAGGAAAUUGCCACGGUAGGCUUUUUAUCAUAGCUGAUUUAGUGUAAUUUGAAAUUUCAAUUUCUAGUGAUAACAACAGUCCUUAAUGCAGAUUGUUUCAGAAAUUUUGACUUGAUGUUCUACAGACGUGCCAAGAAGAGUAUGGAUGUGAUUUUCGAAGACUUUAUGGGUACAGACUUUACUCAACUACGACAAUCUUUUGUCGCUUUUGCUUCGAAAGAUUUGUACGAAGCUGAACAACUAUUUUGUAAGCUGAGAGAACUUGAAGAUGGUGCUUUUGGGUCUUUGGUCCUCAAGUUCGCUCUAAAAUUCAUUGACCACGAACCCAUCAACGAUCCCAAAUGGAAAGGAGAAAGUGGAGCUUACCAAUACGAACAGAACUCGGCCGUUGUCAUUAUGUCACAAUUGAAUAUGAAGUUGUCCUUCUUCAACAUGUUGUUCCUGUUUCUGAAAUACUUUAGAGCAAUUGACAGGGUAGGUUGAUACAUAGGUAUUGAACCGAAUCUACAUGUUUUACUUGUAUUGCAUGUUUUUGUGUAAUAUUAACAAAGACUUUCAGAUGGACGUGAAAACAUCAGAGAUGAAGAAAAGAACGGCCAAGACGGAGUUUGUGGAGCUUGGGGAAAAGCUACGGUCGAUGAUCGUUCUUUUUGAUUUCCUGACGACUUCUGAAGUCUACGUGGUUGAUGGUACUGUUCAGCAGUUGGCCAAGGUCUUCAAAACCCAAUUCGACCAUCCCAGCAACCGAAAUCUAAAUGCGUAUGAUCAUUUCUUCAAAGAAGUAUCACACUUCGAAGACUUCAUCUCCGAGCUCGUGAAGUUUGAGAUCGAAGAGUUGGAUCAGUGUCUGGAGGAUUAUUUGACCAGAGCAAGAGUCAUCACCGAAGUUGGGACAGCUUUAGACAAGAUAUGUCAAGUUGUCAACGAUUGCCGCGCUUUGGACAGUUCGCUGGAUAACAAGUUGGCUGCCAACUGGCUAAACGAUCCUAAAGUUCUCAAGUACAUCGAAAAACAUGUAAGUUUAAUAGUAAUGUAGAGUAGUUGAAGUUAUGUUAAAUUUUUUUUUCUAACAUGUGGUCUUUUUAGAUCAAGUUCGCAAUUGGAUUGCUGGGCAAAGAAAACUCCCAGUUGGCUGAAGUAAACUUGAAAAUUCUGUUGGAGCAGAUGAAGGUAUUGAUCAGAGUGUUGUACAGCGGUCUGGAGAAGAACAAGAAGCUUCAAUGUACCGUCAUAUCACAGCUGUAUGACAAAGGACAGCAGAAGGAGGCCUUGGCGUUGGCUGAAGAAUUCCAAGUAACUUUUUUACUUAAUUUCAAUCUUUAACAACGACUAUUUUUCACGCGUAAAGAUUAAUCUGAGUUUAGGACUUCAAUCUGAUCAUCAAACAUUCUCACACAGCAUUGGGAGACGAUGAAAGAAAGGGGUACAUUAACUUCAUGAAGGAGAAGUUUGAAGGAAAAGACUUUGAUUUGGUACUGUAUGAUUACUACAGAAGGAAUGGUAAGUGAUAACAUGACGGUAUGGGACAUAAUUUGUCAAAACUUGAAGAACGAUUAUAAACAAAGUACUGUUUCAGGUAUGGUAGAAUACCUGUUGGAGGAGAAAGGAGAACGUCUGGAGACUUUCCUACGCUCUCAUCAGAACAUCAACUGGAUCAGGAACAUCGAGAAGAAACAGUAUCAGAAGGCGAGGAAGUUCUUGAAGAAUAUGAUGUUAGAGACAGAAGUCGCACCACAAAAGGCGGCAAGUUGACAAUUUAAAAUAUUAAUUGGCCGAAAAGAAACGUCUCAAACUUUUAAGUAAUGACCAUGCACUUGAAGACAAUUAAUAAGUGAAAAUAUAUUUAACCUAUUUUUAGACAAUCGCCGCACUGGGGAAGCUGUGUGCUCUAUGUGAAGAUGAAGAAAACUCAAAAGAACUGGCCGAGUUUACCGAUGUCAUUAAACUGGUGGAACUUCAGGAAGCCAUCGAUCCUACUUUAUUACAGGUACGCGGCAUUGUUCACUUUUUUGUCUUUAUUAGACCCGAAACUUUUUCGUUAAUAUGACUUUACAUUGUAACUAACAUGUAUAUCAAAUCUCAAUCCAACUAUUAAAAUGGUUUCAGAGAAUUAACCCAAAGAACAAAACGAUGACGACCCAACAGAUUAUCGAUGCGUAUCUACAAGAAGAAGGCUGCCGAGGCUACAUAAAGGCGUUGAUCAUGGUAGCAUCCCUGCAGACAUCAGCCUUAUCUCCCAUUGGUACGAAGCAAGCAGAGUUCUACGUCAACAGAAUCUACAAACACGUACUGGAAGCAGACGACUGGCAAAAGUACUCUGUGGAUCCACCACAAUUCGAGAUCAAAGCACAGUGUUCUAGUUUGGCCAUCGUUCUGGAGAGUGUAUUCGAAUUGAGUAGGUAUUAAGAAAGUAGCACAAGUUGAUCAAAAGUUUUUUACAUUAAUUUUGUCAAGAAUAUUUUUUGUUUCUCUUUCAGACAUACCAAAGAACGACAAGAAGAUCCUGUUACCAAGCUUGGACACCCUCGACUCGGUUGUCAGCCUCGACAAACACAGAAGUCAGCUUCUGAAGAGCUUUUUGGCAAACGAGCUAUCUAACGUAGCAUUCUGUUUGGAAAAAGGAAACGAAAUGGAAACAUGA